AUGAUUAAACAACAGCAACCACAGACCAUUACAUACGCCAUAUAUGCAUAUAAUUCAAAGACGGCAGAACAAACGCAAAUGUUGAAAUAUGGAGAUUUGGAGAUAGUAUUGAAAAAUGACCAUUUCGAAUUCGUUUGCAAAGGUGGUGCAGUGAUAUCAAAUAUAAAAGAAAUUUUAUUUAUGAAUUCAAAAAUUAAAGGAAUAACGGAUGAUAUAACAUCAAUUCCACCAGAAGAACAAAGAUAUUACGCAUUAAAUGCAUUUCCUAAAGUUUUGAAGAUUGGAAGAUUUAAUUUAAAUGAGGAAUUCAUAAAAGGUUUCCUAAAUGACAUAAUGAAGAAAGCAGAUAAGGAAUAUGUUAACGAUGAGUUAGCAAAGAAAGCAGAUAUAUCAUUUGUUAACGAUGAGUUAGCAAAGAAAGCAGAUAAAACUUAUGUUAACGAUGAGUUAGCAAAGAAAGCAGAUAAAACUUAUGUUAACGAUGAGUUAGCAAAGAAAGCAGAUAAAACUUAUGUUAACGAUGAGUUAGCAAAGAAGGCAGAUAAGGGACUUGUGGCUAGUGAAUUAAUGAAGAAGGCAGAUAAGGAAUAU
Trichomonas vaginalis G3 is the source of this 591-nucleotide messenger RNA. RefSeq lists its product as uncharacterized. The transcript has a single exon. The record is from RefSeq and is a predicted model, not a curated record. The annotation marks the transcript as partial. NCBI's taxonomy places the organism in Eukaryota, Parabasalia, Trichomonadida, Trichomonadidae.